AUGACACUCACCUACACUACCGUUCCGUUACAAGUCAAGGGCGUAAACCUCCAACUGGCUACAAUCCACAAUCUCAACUCCCAACCACCAAUUUUCUUUCUACAUGGAUUCGGUUCUUGCAAAGAAGAUCUAGCCGAUAUAGGGCUACACUCCGACCUCAAGAAAUAUGGCUUCAUUGCCUUCGACGCACCAGGUUGCGGACAUUCCAUCAGCGACAAGCUAUCUGCAACGGAUAUCCCUUUCCUUGUCGCAACAGCCGAGGCGCUCCUCGCGAAAUUCAAGAUCGAGAAAUUCCAUAUAAUGGGCCACUCAAUGGGUGGAUUAACCGCGCUUUUACUCGCUCACCGCCACCCAAGUCGUGUUUUAAGCUUCAUCGAUAUCAAGGGUAACCUUGCACCAGAGGACUGUUUCCUAAGUCGUCAGAUCUUCACAUUCCACUCAGAUGACCCAGAGGUCUUCCUGGAUGAAUUCAUCAACCGAACUCGUCAAGCGGAGUCAUUUGCUAGUCCGUUGUAUUCUAGCACUUUGCGUGCGCGGGUACGUGCUGAGGCUAUACGGCCGAUAUUUGAGUCGAUGGUGCACUUGUCAGAUGAGGAGGAUCUUUUGGGUAUGUUUCUGUCCUUGCCGUUCCCGAAGAUGUUCAUGUUUGGGGCGGAAAAUCGGGGCUUGUCUUAUUUGUCUCAGUUGGAGAGUCAAGGUGUGGAACUGGCGGAGAUUCCGGAUAGUGGACACUUUCCGAUGUAUUCGAACCCGGUGGAGAUGUAUCGUCGCAUCGUUGGAUUUUUGCGCGAAGUUGAUAUAAACUAG
This is a messenger RNA of Penicillium malachiteum, 807 nucleotides long. RefSeq names its product alpha/beta fold hydrolase. The transcript has a single exon. Lineage: Eukaryota; Fungi; Ascomycota; Eurotiomycetes; Eurotiales; Aspergillaceae. The coding region runs from base 1 to 807 and encodes 268 amino acids. The record is from RefSeq and is a predicted model, not a curated record.